CAUUCAUUCCAGCAAAAUGUCAUCCUUUUUUCAAAAUUUGUCGUGUCCUAACAAAAACUUAACGAAAAUGAGAAAAUGAAAAGUGAAUGUAGACCACGUUUGAAAUGCCAAUGCUGUCGUUGUAAUCCAAAUUUUUUAGCAAAAUUCAUGCCGAAUACUUGUUGCAUAAAGUUUUUUGUCGUUGUUAGCAGUCUGAUUGCAAUCGGAUACUUUUUAUCCCAUUACUUCGUCAACUGCGAACCCUUUGCAGAUGAUAUUAAACUUUUUUGAAAAAGAAAACAUGGAAUUUAUAUAUAACUCCGAUGAAGAAGAAGAAUGUGAUUGCAACCCAUAUUUUAUUUUCUGCGAAUCCAGUGGUGAUGACUUGUGCAAACCUUAUAAAGACCGGAUAUUUUAUAACGGAGCGAGACAAUUCAUUUCACCCAGUAUAACCAAAGCUCUGCGCUCUUGCACUGAAGCCCUCACCAUAUUAUCACAGCAUGUGAAUUCGGAGACAUCUAAGUGUUGUUGCGAAAGAAGUCUGAGUGAUAACACCGAUUCACUCCUCAGUUAUAACAUCGACAAUGAAACCUGUAAUUGUGGAAAAACCUACAAGGAUUCUUCUAGAAUAGUUGAAGUAGCAGAUGCUUCCUCAUCAUCGCCCAAUCUUGAUUCAUCAGACCAAGAUUUUUUGAGCAAGGAAGAAUCUGAAGGUUUCUCUGAAGAGCCCUCCCGAGACUUCAGUAAUGGAUCAGAAUUUUAUGUAGAGAAUACUGUUAAUUACGAAGAAGAGGAAGAAAUACAAAAUGUUGAAGGUGAAGCAGAAGAACCCGUUCAGAAUGGUAAUCCCAUCAAUACCACUUAUAAGAAGUCUCGACCAUCAGAAAUAGGUACGGGGAAUUUUUUCGAAGGAAACUGUCUGAAAAAAACUAGAUCAACUUCAGUAGAAAUGCAAAAAAUGUGUUUACCCAGCUUGCGACACGAAACAUACAGUGAAGAGCCUUGUCAAAAUGAAAUGGAUAUGGGCCUUGCUAAAAAUAUCAAUAUAAAUGUCAAAGUGAAGGUCCAUAAAAGAAAAAAGAAAUAUUCCGACUCGGCAAUUUCUCGCGAGAAAAAAAAGUGUAAGUGUAAACGAAAGACACACCGAGAAAUCCACAAAGAUUCCAAGAAAUAUUGCAAAUGUGAGAUCAGUAAACCUAUUGUGAUUUGUAACAAAAUGCCAGAGUCUGGAAUGGAUUUCUUACAUUUCUUCAAAUAUAAACAUUUUGAUGAAAAUAUCAAAGAUAACUCUAAAAGAAUUUGUUUGUGUGGAAAAAGUCGAAAAUUCAAGAUAAGUGAAUCACAUAGGAAAAACAUUUCUUCAAAUAAGAAUGAUAACAAGACUUCAAGAGAUGAAUCAAACAAACCGGAAUUCGAUAAGGAACAUUAUUUGAAAAAUCAUCAUUCUGCCGAAACAUUGCAAGAUGAUAUGAAUACCAGGGAAAAAAAUAAUGAGAAAAUGGAUAUUCAUUACUCAAACAAUUCUGGUACCAAAACAGAACCUUUUCCUGCCAAAUCUUUUUCAGUCAAGUUAUCUAAUGGCAAAAUGAAAACGAAAAGUAACAUUUAUACAAAAUCUAAUAUAGGCGAUACAAUCAACAGAGAACCAUCAACUAAUUUGAAGACACAUACAAAAUCUCAUUUGAAGUCUUAUUCGGUCAAAUCUUACAAAGAAAAGCCCUUUUCCAUGAGUGCAACUCAUGAAAAAUCAAAUAUAGGUGACGCAAUUAGUGGCGAAGCAUCAAAUGAUUUGAAGGCACCUACAAAAUCACAUUUAAGAUCUUAUUCUAUCAAACCAUAUAAAGACAAGCCCCAAUCCAUAAGUAAAAUUCGUGGAAAAUCAAUUAUAGGUGACACAAUCACUGGCGAAGCAUCAAGUGAUUUGAAAUCACCUACAAAAUCACAUUUAAGAUCGUAUUCUACCAAAUCAUAUAAAGAAAAGCCUCAAUCAUCAGGUACAAUUCGUGGAAAAUCAAUAAUAGGUGAAACAAUCGGUGGCGAAGCAUCAAGUGACUUAAAAACACCUACAAAAUCACAUUUAAGAUCUUAUUCUACCAAAUCAUAUAAGGACAAGCCCCAAUUCAUUAGUACAAUUCGUGAAAACUCAAUAGUGGAUGACACAAUCAGUGACGAAUCAUCAAGUAAUUUAAAGGCACCUACAAAAUCACGUUUGAAGUCUUAUUCUACCAAAUCAUAUAAAGACAAGCCCCAAUCCAUAGCUACAAUUCGUGCAAAAUCAAUAAUAGAUGAAACAGUCAGUGGUGAAGCACCAAGUAAUUUGAAGACACCUACAAAAUCCUUUCUGAAAUCUCAUUCUGUGAAAUCAUAUAAAGAAAAACCACAGUUCAUGAGUACCAUUCAUGCAAAAUCUAUCAUGAAUGAUAUAGAUGAAGACUCAGAAAGUGAAGAGUCGAAAGACGAUUACAACAUAAACCUCCAGAGCGAAAGAAAAUUUCGUGAUGGUGAACAAAUAUCCCGGAAAUUUACUAAAUCAUUCAAACAGUUUGAAGAACUCUCACCUCCUGGUAGCAAAAUGAAUCGUUCCGAAAAAAUACUGAAUAAAAAUAGUUCAAGGAUUGACAAACCAAGUGUCUUAUCGUCGCACCGAAGUGAACUGAGAGACAUAUCACGUAGCAAGUCCUCAAAACCCAGUAGUGAUUCUAGAAAUGCAGAGGUGGAACAAAAUAUUUCGAUUGCUGAGAAUAGUGAAAAUUCUGCUGAUAUGGUACCACUUUUCUUCACCGAAGUUCCAAAACACUAUCAGUCGUCCCCAUUCUCAUUAUUCUCUAAAGAAAAAAGGGUAAACUACCUAUACCAAGGACAUUCUCAUAUCGUUUCUUAUUUCAAAUGGUAUUAUAGAAAGGACAACCAAGUUUCUUAUCUAGAGGUGAAGCCAAAGUUUCUACAGAGAAUCCAAUCAAAUCAAGUACAAAGAAACAUCUUCCACAAAGUGAUUCAUGAAGGCACAGACGUAGACAACGAUGCUGAAAUUAAUGGAAAAUCUAAUGCAGUUCAAUGCCUCAAACCGAAUUUCAACUACCAACAAGUAUACGACUUGAGGGAAAUAUUUGAGAAAUUCGAAGUGUACAAACAGCAACAAUUCGUUUCGGAGUACGCAAAAAUGAAACAAAGUUUUAAUCUGAGAGUCAAUAAAAUAGAAAAGCUAGACAAAAGGAGAAGGAGAUUCAAAUUGGGAGAUGAAAAUAUUAGAAUUCUCGAAGUAUUUGUCGUUCAUUGUAUUUUACUGAUAUAUUUUGUGAUAUUCGUAUGGUUUACAUUUUUUGAAUAAAUUCUACACAUUUCAA
Messenger RNA from Leptinotarsa decemlineata (Colorado potato beetle), 3323 nucleotides. RefSeq lists its product as uncharacterized. NCBI's taxonomy places the organism in Eukaryota, Metazoa, Arthropoda, Insecta, Coleoptera, Chrysomelidae. The record is from RefSeq and is a predicted model, not a curated record.